Capsicum annuum is the source of this 667-nucleotide messenger RNA. Its product is annotated as protein IDA-LIKE 2. The transcript has a single exon. NCBI's taxonomy places the organism in Eukaryota, Viridiplantae, Streptophyta, Magnoliopsida, Solanales, Solanaceae. Bases 254 to 502 code for a protein of 82 amino acids. The record is from RefSeq and is a predicted model, not a curated record. Gene Ontology annotation, biological process: floral organ abscission.
CAAGUCAUUACUCUCUAUAACCCAAACCAAAUGGCCCCUUUCAAAAAGCCUUAUCAAACUUUUCACUACUUUCUACUUCUUAUGUCUUCUUCUUCUUCUUUCCUUCUUUCUUUCUAACCUUACUUGCCAAUACAAGAAGCAUCUGAUUAUUUUCCUCAUUAACAAAAGUUAUACAAAAAAUAUUCCAUAUGUUUUCUGCUCUUUAUAAAGUACUCUUUCAGAACUGUCCAUAGAGAAAAUUAAUAUUUCAAGAAUGAUCAGUUUCUUUAGAAGGAAAGUACCUCUUAUUCUACUCUUUUGGAUGGCUAUUAUAUUAAUAUCUAUUUUUGGUCAUUGUCAUGGUUCAAGAAGCAGCUCACAAGUAUUCAAUCCAAUAAAUAGCCAAAGUUACAAACAUGGCCAUUUUUGGAACUUAUUGCCAAAAAGAAUCCCAAUUCCAGCUUCUGGUCCAUCAAGAAAACAUAAUGACAUUGGUUUAAAGAGUACUUGGAGAUUACCAUGAAGAUUAUUGAAGAAAUUAAAUAGUGGGGUUUUUUUUGGUCAUGGGAGGGUACUACUAAUCUUUGUUAUCAAGGUGACACAUGCAUCUUCUUCUUCUUAAUUUCUUGUAUGAAUUAACACUUGUACAUUAUGGGUAAUUUCAAGGAACUUUUUUGUUUUUGUUUUU